CUCGACACUGCCGACGAGGAGCAAUUUUUCCAUUUUCUUUUUUUUGUCGAGAAAGAAGAAGAAUUUUUUCUGUAAAAAACGAAAAUUACAAAUUUCGAGUCAAGAAAUUUGCAAAAAAAAGAACAAAAAAAAUUUAGAAGAAUAAUUGCAAAUUGCAAAAGAAAAACAAAAAUCGAAGAAUAAUUGGAAAUUGAAAACAGUGAAGAGAAUUAGAAGAAAAAUAUUGCUAACAGCGAAGGAAUUUAGAAGAAUAAUUUGACAAUUGUAGAGAAAAUUUUAGAAGAAGAAUUUGCCAGUUGCGAAGAAAAUUUAGAAGCAAAAUUUAUCAACUGCAAAAAAAAAAUUUAGAAGAAUUUUCCAGUGGCAAAAAAAAAUUUUAGAAGAUAAUUUGCUUGCAGAGGAAAUUUAGAAGAAGAAUUUUUUCUGUUGUAGAAAAGAAUUAGAAAAGAAUUACAAGCAAAAAGAGUAAAUUUUAGAAAAGAGCAAGUAGAUAAAUAUUUGUUAAUUAAUUGUUAAUAAAAACGAGACUGGAUUGAUUUUUUGUUCUCCCAUUGAAACAAAAGAAUGGCAUGCACGUCGCGAAAGAAAAUUUUGAUCGGCUGCACGGGUAGUGUUGCAACGAUAAAACUGCCGCAAUUGGUUGAUAAAUUGUGGCAGCACAAUUACGAUAUUCGAGUUGUGGUGACGGAGAGGGCGAAGCAUUUUCUCAAGGAUGUUAAACUGCCGAUUGGAACGCAAGUACUUUCGGACACCGUUGAAUGGGCCGCAUGGCAGGAUCGUGGCGAUCCAGUUCUACACAUUGACUUAGUUAAAUGGGCCGAUUUAUUUCUAAUAGCGCCAUUAGAUGCCAAUACGCUUGGUAAAUUAGCGAGCGGUAUUUGUGACAAUAUAUUAACGUGCGUUGCACGCGCUUGGGAUCCCAAUAAACCCCUUUUAUUCUGUCCAGCGAUGAACACCAGAAUGUGGAAUCAUCCCGUUACUGAACCUCAAGUUUCUCUGCUCAAGUCCUGGGGGUACAAAGAAGUCAGCUGCAUUUCAAAAACUCUAAUGUGCGGUGACACUGGAAUGGGCGGAAUGGCGGAAAUUGAUACCAUUGUACAGAUGACGAUACGUUCUCUAAAUCCCUGGGAUCCCUACUCACCACCCCAUUUAAAGCGUUAGCAUUGUUCUUAAAAA
Molecule: messenger RNA, 1176 nt
Organism: Leptopilina heterotoma
Lineage: Eukaryota; Metazoa; Arthropoda; Insecta; Hymenoptera; Figitidae
Gene: Ppcdc
Product: phosphopantothenoylcysteine decarboxylase
Exons: 2
Coding region: 565-1161 (198 amino acids)
Biological process (GO): coenzyme A biosynthetic process
Cellular component (GO): phosphopantothenoylcysteine decarboxylase complex
Molecular function (GO): phosphopantothenoylcysteine decarboxylase activity; FMN binding
Source: RefSeq, a predicted model, not a curated record